CUUAAUAUUUGAUUUUAAAUUCAGUAAAGUUGUAAAAUAAGGAUUAAAAAAAAAGUUUAAAAUAUGUCUACUUCUAUGGAAGAUGUCCUUUUGCAAGUUUCUCAAGUGAGAUAUAAAAAAGGAGAUGGUACACUUUUUCUUAUGAAUCAAAGACUAAUUUGGAUGGUAGAAAAUAGGGAUACUGUAGCCGUAUCACAUCCUUAUGCUGAUAUUAAAUCUCAGAAGAUUUCCCCAGAAGGAAAAGCCAAAGUACAGUUGCAAGUUGUACUGCAUAAUGGUAUGUCAUCUACAUUCCACUUUACAAAUAAAAAUGGUUUGCAAGCUCAACUUGCAGAUAGAGAUAAAAUCAAAGAAAUGCUCCAAACCUUGUUGCCAAAGUUCAAAAGAAAGGUCGAUAAAGAACUGGAAGAAAAAAAUAAAUUACUUUCAAGCAACCCUGCACUGCUUCAGUUAUAUAAAGAUCUAGUCAUGACGGAAGUAGUUUCAUCGGAAGAGUUUUGGUCUCAACAUGCACAACAAUACACUCAAAAACAAAAACAACAGCCUCAGGAAAUAGGAGUUUCUGGAGCAUUUCUAGCUGAUAUUAAACCUCAAACAGAUGGGUGUAAUGGACUGAAAUAUAAUCUUACUUCUGAUAUUAUUGAAUGUAUAUUUAAGACAUAUCCUGCAGUAAAGAAAAAGUAUACUGAUAAUGUGCCUUCAAAAUUAACGGAAUCUCAGUUUUGGACAAAAUUCUUUCAGUCGCACUACUUUCACAGAGAUCGCAAGUAUGCAGAGAGCAAGGACAUUUUUACUGAAUGUGGCAAACUAGACGACCAAGAAAUGAAAAAAGAUAUACAAAAAGGAGUGGAUGAUCCAUUAGUAAAUUUGACAGAAUUUGAAGACAAGACUUUGGAUGAAGGGUAUGGUACUUCUACAACAAAACUAUCAACGAAUACGGGAACUGUUAGUCAGGCUAUGAUAAAGAGGUUUAACCAGCACUCGAUAAUGGUAUUGAAAGCAACAAAAAAUAAGGAAAAUGACACAGCUGCCCAAAACAGUACUGAUUCAAAGACUUCUGCCUCAAAUGAUUCUACUGCAAAUACUUCUGAUAAACAAGAAGGUCCUGUUAAUAAGAAGCAAAGGAUUCUCGAAAAAAUCAGUUACGAUGACUUGGAAGAUACUGACGAAAAUAAAAAUAGGGCAGCCAGUCAACUAAGUUUGUCCAAGGUUGAAAGAUACUUACAUGGUCCCACACCAGAUGCUGCAACCGAAUACUUAAAUCCUAACGAGGUAUCUUCAGUUUUAAGAGGAGUACUUCAAGAAACAAAACAGUGGACACACAAGCAUCCUUCCAAUAACUUAGUAUCUCCUACCGCAGCUGUUGGAGCUUUAGGAGAAUUGUCCCCUGGCGGGGCUUUAAUGAGAGGUUUUCAGGAACAAUCUCUAGCUC
Anoplophora glabripennis (Asian longhorned beetle) is the source of this 1432-nucleotide messenger RNA. RefSeq names its product general transcription factor IIH subunit 1 (gene Tfb1). NCBI's taxonomy places the organism in Eukaryota, Metazoa, Arthropoda, Insecta, Coleoptera, Cerambycidae. The transcript has 7 exons. The record is from RefSeq and is a predicted model, not a curated record. The annotation marks the transcript as partial. Gene Ontology annotation, biological process: transcription by RNA polymerase I; nucleotide-excision repair; transcription by RNA polymerase II. Gene Ontology annotation, cellular component: transcription factor TFIIH holo complex; transcription factor TFIIH core complex.